This is a messenger RNA of Electrophorus electricus (electric eel), 1221 nucleotides long. It is a transcript of the gene mei4, whose product is annotated as meiosis-specific, MEI4 homolog (S. cerevisiae). Gene Ontology annotation, biological process: meiotic DNA double-strand break formation; spermatogenesis; homologous chromosome pairing at meiosis. Gene Ontology annotation, cellular component: lateral element. Lineage: Eukaryota; Metazoa; Chordata; Actinopteri; Gymnotiformes; Gymnotidae. The record is from RefSeq and is a predicted model, not a curated record.
AUGGAAGACAAUGUUGAAUCGGGUGAACGCAAAAUGUCAAGCGAUCAGCACGGAGGAACUGCAACCUGGUAUAUCAGAACUGCUAAAGUGGCUAUAGCAGUGGCCAUUAUCAAAAGCAAGCCAUCAGGUAGGAGUGGGAGACAACAGGCAGAAUAUCUUGCCGCUGAACUCAACCGGGAAGACGAAACUUGGAAAACUAAAGCAAGAGACCUGAAAGAGGAAGUGCUACGACUUAGACAAGAACUUGUGCUCACAAAGCUGCUGUCUAAGCCGAAUAAUUCAGCUGGGGCAGGAGAAGGUGGUGAUCUGGUGAAGCUUCUUUCCCAGGACCUAACAGAGCACCAUCUCUCAGAGAGUGACUCUGGCUGUGGGACUGGCAACAACACGCAGACUCUGCCCCUGACUCCCGACCUGGUAGAUGCCCACUUCCUGUUACUUCCCUCUCCCAGCCCUCUGUCCUCUGUCCAUCCUAGUCGGGUGUGUUUCCCUCCCGUGGGCCAUGCAGGCUCCCGAGAGCGUGCCAUUUCAGAGCACACACGGUUCCUGCAGAACCUGAGCGGCUUGCUUCAGCUGGAUGGCCCCGCUCUGGCCCUGAGUGGAGAGGGUGAUGUGGUGUGGGACUCGGUCCUCCACCUGCUCAGCACCGUGGUGGACGCCUACAGAGAGGCUGGCGGAGGCCGGCUCCUCCCUCAGCCAGGCCUCCUCAUCCAGGCUUCGCAAGUGGUGGCGCGGGUCCUGGAUCAGAGAGGGAUCCACCAGAGGCCUCCUGUGCAGUGUCUGGGCCAAUCGGAGGACUCACUGAAAGAGCUGGUUGAUCUACUGCUAAACAACAGUCAGCUCAAUAAGUCCCGAACCCAGGAGGCUCUGACGGAGUGCUUGCUCUGUCUGGGCAGCAGCGGCUUGCUCAGGCCCACGCUUGUCAGACUGCUGCUGUCCAACAUCAACCACCUGACCCAGCAUCUGCGGGACACCUGCCAGGGAUCGAGUGAAGGAGGGCAGCAGCCAGUUGACUGGGCCAGAUAUGAGAACUCCUUCUACCUUUUCUGGCUCCUAGAGCACCUCUCGCAGGCCGGGCGGUGGAAAUGCGGAGCUGAGAACCAGGAUCUCCUGGCCCAGCUGGAGAGCCAGGUCCUGCCUCUGUCGGAAGAGUUCCCCCUGCUCGCACUCUACAUGUGGCGGGUCACUGCGCUGCUCGAUCCCAUGAGCGCGGCAAGGAACUGA